AUGAAAACAGAAGGAACCACCGGCUCCCAGGCCGCCGAGCGCCUCGGAGACGUCCCUGCGGCCGAGGCCUUCGUUGCGGGGGCCGAAGUGGCCGUCGUCGGCUUCUUCCAGGAUCCGGAGGAACCGGCCGCCUCGGAGUUCCUCGGCGUGGCCCGAAGCAUCGGAGACGUGUCCUUCGCCUUGAGCUCCAGCCAAGAGGUCCUGGCCCAUUACAACAUCACAGAAAACACCGUCUCCCUCUUCCGCCAGGUGGACGACAAGCGGUUGGAUAUGAAGAUCCCGGACGAGAAGAAAAUUGACGCCACCAGAAUGAGCCGGUUCAUCGAGAUGAACAAACUUCACCUGGUGACCGAGUACGGCCCCAUGACGGCCGUCGGCCUGUUCAACAGCGCCGUUCGCACCCACCUCCUCCUGAUCUCGGACAAGGCCUCGGAGGGCCACGCCGACAGAGUCUCCGUCUUCCGAGAGGUCGCCAAGCUCUUCCGGGGAAAGGCCCUGUUCGUGGUGGCGGACGGCGGGGCGCAGGCCAACAAGCGCCUGGUGGCCUUCUUCAAGCUGCAGCGGUCGCAGCUGCCCGCGCUGGCCGCCUACCACACGGAGGACGAGGCCCAGGACGCGCUGCCCCUCGCCCGGAUCUCGGCCUCCGUCGUCCGAGACUUCUGCGCCGCCUUCCUGAGGGACAGGAGAGGGGGAGACGACGGUGGAAAGGACGGCAGCGGCGACGGUGGGCACGUGGCAGCGGAUCCCCCAUUGUCCAAGGUGGAGCUGUGA
Molecule: messenger RNA, 771 nt
Organism: Ornithorhynchus anatinus (platypus)
Lineage: Eukaryota; Metazoa; Chordata; Mammalia; Monotremata; Ornithorhynchidae
Product: endoplasmic reticulum resident protein 27
Exons: 7
Coding region: 1-771 (256 amino acids)
Biological process (GO): protein folding; response to endoplasmic reticulum stress
Cellular component (GO): endoplasmic reticulum
Source: RefSeq, a predicted model, not a curated record